This is a messenger RNA of Didymodactylos carnosus, 1917 nucleotides long. Lineage: Eukaryota; Metazoa; Rotifera; Eurotatoria; Philodinida; Philodinidae. The record is from the annotation of a GenBank genome assembly.
AUGUUAACAUCGAGUUCACCAACGUUAAGUCGUAGUUUACGUCAUAUUGUAAGGCGGCAAUCAGAUGUAAUGUCAUGUCAUGUCAUUGACGGCUUUACAUGUGUAUGUCGUCAAACUAAAGUAACAUGUUCUACAUCACAACCACUUCAACAAAUAACAAUAAAUCCAAAUGAACAGCAUAAAUAUUCAGCUGUUGAAUUAGUUAUCGGUAGUGAUUCGGCAACCAUUUAUGGACAAACAUUCGCACCCAUUAAAGAACUUUAUUCCCCAACAGCACGACAUAUCGAUUUUAGAAUAAAAUUUGAAAAUUUUACACAUUUACGUUUAGCUGAGCCAAGUUUAUUUAAUCGUGUUUUUCCCGACCAAACACAGAUACAUAAAACAAUGGCAUAUGAAAUCUACAAUCAAAAUGCACGACCAGAAGAUAAUGUCAAUUUAUUUCGUAAUUUAGAUGUUGAUUCAUUAGAAGUCUAUAGCUUAUAUGCGUUUCGUGGUACAUUUCAAGAAUUAUUCGAUGGUUCAAAUAUAAAAUCUUUACGAAUUAGUGGUGGAGAACUUAAAAGUGAUUUAAAUCAACCAUUUACCGGAAAUGUUGGUCGACUAGAAGUAGCCAAACAAGCUAGUUCUAUUGAUACUACAAAUUUUCCAUUGUAUCCAGCACAUGAAGUUAUAUUAAAUGCAUAUUAUGUAGCAAAAUUUGAUUCGCCAAAUCCACCAAAUUAUGAUAAUGUAGCAGAAUUGAGAGUCUUUUCGAAUGAACCAAUACCAGCUGAUGCAUUCAAAGAUUAUCCAAAUAUCAAUACAUUAUCCGUACAAGCAAAAGAAAUUGAUCCAAAUGCAUUUAAUGGUUUAAAUAAAUUGGAAAAAAUUAUAAUUAAAGAUGCAUCACCAAAUCCAGCAUUAUUACAAAAUAUACCAACAUUAAAAGAAAUUGAAAUUAGUGGAUUGGAAGAUUUAGGCGCAGAUUUACAAUGUGAAUAUGCACAACGUUUAUCACAAGGACGACUAGCCGUACAAGCAACACCAAAUGGACCUGCAUGUACAUGUGUUAUUGCUUAUUUACAAUCUGCAACGAAUCAAGUGCCAUGUAUACUAAAUGAAAAUUGUGCACAAUCUUCAUGUCAAACUAUUCGUGAUAAUUUUGAUACCAAUACCAAUACAUUCAAGAAACCGCCGGAAAUUCGACGUGCCGAUGGCACAAAUGCAUUAGAACAUCGUUCACCGAAAGUUUAUACACAAGCAUACCAACCAAAUCCAAAUGAUGUCAGAAAAUAUCAGACGGCUGUACAGCAGGAGCCCUUGCAAGAUCCUAAUCAAUCUUUUGGCGAACCUCGCUCUCCAAUUUCGUAUGAUCCUGAAGUAGGUGGAGGAGCGGAUCCACAACCACGACCCACAAAUCAACCUAACAUCUAUGCUGAUGAAACAUUAACAUCAAAAACCAGAAGAAGAAAGACUAAAACAUCUACAACUCCAACUGUACCAUUGUCUAAUGAUCAAGGGGGUCAGGGUCAAGAGCCUUCUGCUGAAAAUCCAUCAGACCAAGGACCUUUUGGACAACCUAGCGGAGAACGACAACCACACCAUGAAAUACAUCCGAUACCAUCAAUUAGUGCUGACGAUACAUUAAGUACAACGUUACCAGUUGAUCAAAACAAUGAUCAACAAGGAGCAGGAGAACCGGGUCCGUCUGGGCAUGAUCACAAGGCCGGAGUCACCAGUGCAGUUGGCACUAAUGAAGCAUCAACACCAUUACCAAAAAAGAGAAUGAAUUGGAUGUUAAUUAUUAUCAUUGCUGCAGGUGCACUUGUUGCCGUUAUAGCUCUGAUAUUAUUAAUAGUUUUUCUUCGACGCCGUUCCCCUCCAAAAUAUUCAGCAACACCAACAACAGACACUCCACAACGUGCGGUUAAAACGUGA